UUUCUUUCUUUCUUUCUCUUUUACAUACUAAAACAUGACUGUGAACGAAGCAAAUACUCGUAUGAGCGAAGAAAAAACAUAUCCAGUUCCAUCCAGAUUAUUAAAUGACAAGCAACUCCCCAAGCCAUUUAUUUCGAGCUUUGAGGAGUAUCAGAAAAUGUGGGAAGAGAGUGUGAAUAAUCCGAAUGCAUUCUUUGGAAAUCUUGCCAGAGAAUUAUUACAUUGGUCAAAGCCAUUUGAAACAGUUCAAAGUGGUAGUCUAAAGGAGGGUGAUGUUGCUUGGUUCUUGGAAGGAGAACUGAACGCUUCAUUCAACUGUGUUGAUCGUCACGCUUUGGCUACACCAGAUAAGAUUGCCAUCAUACACGAAGGAGAUGAGCCUGGAAAUGUACGAAAGAUUACCUACCGUGAAUUACUACAAGAGGUCUGUCGUGUUGCCAACGUGCUCAAAUCACUCGAUGUCCGUAAGGGCGAUAAUGUAGCUAUUUAUAUGCCCAUGGUUCCAGAAGCUGUCUUUGCCAUGUUGGCCUGUGCUCGUAUCGGCGCUGUUCACUCUGUUGUCUUUGCCGGUUUCUCUUCAGAAUCUCUCCGUGAUCGUAUCAAUGAUUGCGGUGCUCGUAUUAUCCUGACAUCUGACGAAGGACGACGUGGAGGCAAGAAUAUUGCUACAAAACGUAUCGUAGAUGAAGCUCUCAAGAAUACUCCCACUAUUGAACACGUCUUGAUGUUACGUCGUACAGGAUCUGAAGUUCCAUUCACUCCUGGCCGUGAUCUCUGGUGGCAUGAAGAAACCGUAAAGGCUCGUCCCUAUUGCAGUCCCGAAAACGUGAAUGCUGAGGACCCAUUGUUCUUGUUGUAUACAUCAGGAUCCACUGGUACACCCAAGGGCGUUGUGCACACCACGGCUGGUUACUUGCUUGGUGCUACUGCUACUGUUAAAUAUGUCUUUGAUUAUCAUCCAGAGGAUAUCUAUGCUUGUAUGGCUGACAUCGGUUGGAUCACAGGACAUACCUAUCUCGUCUACGGCCCUCUGUCUGUAGGUGCUACUUCCCUUUUAUUUGAAUCUACGCCUACGUAUCCCACACCUUCACGUUUCUGGGAAACUGUUGAAAAACAUCGUGUGACACAAUUCUAUACUGCCCCUACUGCUAUCCGUGCCCUCCGUCGACUGGGCGAUGAAUGGGUCGACAAAUGUGAUCUGUCAUCCCUUCGUGUGAUCGGUUCAGUAGGCGAGCCUAUUAAUCCUGAAGCCUGGGAAUGGUAUUAUGACAAAGUGGGAAAACGACAGUGUGCGGUCGUGGACACCUACUGGCAGACCGAAACAGGUUCAAUCAUUAUCACGCCCUUACCUGGCGCAAUAGCGACCAAGCCAGGAUCAGCCACAUUCCCAUUCUUUGGUAUUAAGCCUGUGAUAUUGGACCCUACCUCAGGCAAAGAACUCGAAGGAAAUGAUGUGACAGGUGUCUUGGCUAUUUCUCAGCCUUGGCCAUCCAUGGCACGCAGUGUUUACAACAACCACAACAGAUACCUUGAUACCUACCUUUACCCUUACAAGGGCUAUUACUUCACUGGUGAUGGUGCUACACGUGAUAAGGAUGGAUUCAUUUGGAUCCGUGGUCGUGUCGAUGAUGUCAUCAACGUGUCGGGUCAUCGCCUUUCAACUGCAGAAAUCGAAUCAGCCUUAAUCCUUCACCACUCUGUAGCUGAAGCAGCUGUUGUUGGUGGCCAUGAUGACUUGACAGGUCAAUGCAUUCACGCCUUUGCUACACUCAAACCCAACAUUGAAGAUUCCGAGGGCCUUGAAAAGGAACUGGCCUUACAAGUACGCAAGGUAAUCGGUCCAUUUGCUACACCCAAGCGUAUCUAUGUGAUCAGUGACUUGCCCAAAACUCGCUCAGGUAAAAUUAUGCGUCGUAUCUUGCGAAAGAUUGUCAAUGGUGAACAUGAUUCCUUGGGCGACAUUUCUACAUUGGCUGAUCCUUCUGUUGUUGAACAACUCAUCAAAUACGUCCAUGGAAAGAAAUAAAAAAAUUCUUUCAUGUUGCAUAUUCAUAAAAUACAUAAAAAUAAAAAACAAUCGAGUGUAUAUCAUUCAUUCUGUCCUUUUCUCAUAGAUUACGGUCUUGUGAUGAUCAUGACUUUGUCUCUCUUGAUUUGGUCGAGGUCGAGUCAUAUUCAAAGCUGUUGUAUAUAUAUAUAUGACAUCAAGAAAAGUACCAAUAAUUGUAUUCAUUUGAAAUGCAUCUAUGGUUUUAUUUAAUGAUUUCCGCAUUUCGAGGCAACUAUACGAUUGUAUUCACUGUGAUCUAUGUUACCUUCAAAUAAAAGAGAAAACCGUCCAAAGGGAAGAGGAAAGGUGGAAGAGG
This is a messenger RNA of Rhizopus microsporus ATCC 52813, 2366 nucleotides long. RefSeq names its product acyl-activating enzyme. The transcript is spliced from 4 exons. The coding region runs from base 35 to 2026 and encodes 663 amino acids. Gene Ontology annotation, molecular function: AMP binding; acetyl-CoA synthetase activity. The record is from RefSeq and is a predicted model, not a curated record. Lineage: Eukaryota; Fungi; Mucoromycota; Mucoromycetes; Mucorales; Rhizopodaceae. Gene Ontology annotation, cellular component: cytosol.